CUCUCUUGAACUGUCUCUCUGUCCUUCUCCUUGGACCAGUUUAGGGUUCUCAGUUUCAGUUCCAAGAUGGUCAUCAUCAAAUAAAUAAACAAUAGCUGGAGGAAAGGACAAAAGCAGCUUUAAUCCAGUGAAAGAUGAUUCUGGUGUUCAAUUUUGCUCCCAGCAGGAGUGGUGUCCCAAUAUCUCGCUACUUGCAUGGCAAUUCACCAACUCAAGGGUCAGACAAGAGAAGAGUAGCUUAUGAUGGACUUCCUUUUUGCAGCUUAGGCAUAGCCGAAAAUGCAAACCUCAGGAUAUCAAUUCUCACCAAGUAGUGUUCCUUCAUGUAGGAAAACAAUGACAGGUAUAUUCUUGAACCCAAUUGCUGUAAGUUAACAUAAGCUUUUCAAAUUCUCUUAAUUAUGUUUUUGCAGAUUAUUUGAUUUCUGCUGUCUGGUUGCUCAUAAGUUUCCCAUGAUCACUACUGAUGUUCCUUCAAAAGCAUCAAUAUGGUACGUUGCAAGAAAGAAAUGACUUGAGUUAUUAGUUAUGAGAAUCACAAAGCAGAAAGAUGGCAAUAAAGAUUACUUGGUUGUUUUUGGGUUUGUGCUUUUUAUGUAAACUCUUAUCUGCUCAGGGAAUGUAGUGCCUAAUGAUUUCACCUUGGUAAUGCAGGAGUUUUCACAACUUGUUUUACAGAUAAAUGGGUG
Messenger RNA from Rubroshorea leprosula, 689 nucleotides. Lineage: Eukaryota; Viridiplantae; Streptophyta; Magnoliopsida; Malvales; Dipterocarpaceae. The record is from the annotation of a GenBank genome assembly.